This is a messenger RNA of Brassica napus (rape), 3744 nucleotides long. Its product is annotated as cysteine-rich receptor-like protein kinase 24. Gene Ontology annotation, molecular function: protein kinase activity; ATP binding. Gene Ontology annotation, biological process: protein phosphorylation. Bases 15 to 1997 code for a protein of 660 amino acids. The record is from RefSeq and is a predicted model, not a curated record. The transcript is spliced from 8 exons. Lineage: Eukaryota; Viridiplantae; Streptophyta; Magnoliopsida; Brassicales; Brassicaceae.
AAAAUAAAAACAAAAUGAUCAACUUAUUAGUAUCCUUCUGGUUUGUGCUCAUAAGCUCUGUCUACGCAAAUACUUGCUUUAACAGAUCUGGUUUCUUCGCAUUGAAUGGUGCGUACGACUUAAACCGACAAGCCAUGCUCUCUUCCCUUCCUUCUAACGUCACAGCUAAUGAUGGCUUCUAUACCACGUCGACGGGACAAGAUUCCAACAGAGUAUACGGUUUAGGGAUGUGUUUCCCAGGUACUGAAGCACAAUCUUGUUCUGAUUGUAUCACCGCUGCGUCUAAUGGGUUGGUAAAGAACUGUACCAACCAGAUAGAUGCUCUAGACUGGAGGAUGUAUGGAACUACACUUUGUCUUGUGCACUACUCAAACCGCUCGUUUUACGGAUCGCUCGAUAUGGAAAUUAUACGGAGUGAUAAUUAUACUAGAGAUGUUCAGGCUAACAUGACGGAUCUAGAGCUUACAUGGGAGGCUUUGAUGAUUGGUUUGAUAGAUCAAGCUUCCUCUUUGUACUACGCAGCGAGAACGCAGAAGCUUCAGUCGUCUAUCUCCCACGUUUACGGUGUUGUGCAGUGCAGUAGAGACAUAUCUCUUGAAAACUGCACCCGGUGUCUACAACAAAACGUGAUUGAGUAUAGGUCUUGUUGCCGUGGGAGAGAAGGAGGCAUUUUUUCUAGGCCGAGCUGUUUCAUUCGGUGGGAAGUUUAUCCGUUCUUGGCACUUUUGGAUAAUAUGCCUCCUCUUGAGAAAGAUGGAAAAGGUAUUUCUACAGGAACUAUUGUGGCAAUUGUCCUUGUUCCCAUCUUGUUGCUUGCUCUAGGAUUUGCUAUUUGGAAGAGGAGAAAAUCGCAUAAAGCAUUUACAACUGCAAAUGGUUAUUUCUCUGCUGCAAUGAGAUUAAAGAAUCCUUAUGAUACUGAACCGCUAGAUAACGCUGAGGAUGAUAUUUCAACUUCAGGUUCACUUCAAUUCGAUUUAAAAGCUAUCGAGGCUGCAACAAGUAAUUUUCACAACAUUAACAAGCUUGGUCAUGGUGGAUUUGGAGAAGUUUACAAGGGAACGUUUCCGAAUGGAACAGAGAUUGCUGUGAAGAGACUAUCUAAAACUUCAGGACAAGGUGAAAGAGAAUUCAAGAACGAGGUGCUUCUUGUAGCUAAACUUCAACAUAGAAAUCUUGUUAGGCUUCUUGGGUUUUGUGUCCAAGGAGAGGAAAGGAUAUUAGUCUACGAGUUUUUGCCCAACAAGAGUCUUAACUACUUCCUCUUUGGUGAUUCAACAAAGAGGAGCCAAUUAGAUUGGACAAGACGGUACAAGAUCAUUGGAGGGAUCACUCGAGGAAUUUUGUAUCUUCAUCAAGAUUCACGGCUUACAAUCAUACACCGUGAUCUCAAGGCCAGCAAUAUUUUAUUAGAUGCAGAUAUGAACCCGAAAAUUGCGGAUUUUGGUAUGGCUAGGAAUUUUAGAAUAGACCAAACGGAAGAUAACACAGGAAGAGUAGUUGGAACAUUCGGUUACAUGCCGCCGGAGUAUGUUGCGAAUGGGCAGUUCUCGACUAAGUCUGAUGUGUAUAGUUUUGGAGUAUUGAUUCUAGAGAUUAUUGGUGGAAAAAAGAAUAGUAGCUUCCACGAGAUAGAUGGUUCAACAGGCAACUUGGUUACAUAUGUAUGGAGGCUUUGGAACAAUGAUUCAUUGUUGGAAUUCGUAGAUCCGGUCAUAGGAGAUAACUAUGAUAAGUAUGAAGUCAUAAGAUGCGUCCAUAUUGGGUUAUUAUGUGUUCAAGAAAAUCCAACAGAUCGUCCAAGCAUGUUCACAAUAUUUCAGAUGCUCACUAAUACUUCAAUUACACUGCCUGUGCCCCAACCUCCCGGGUUUUUCUUCAGAGUCAGAUCAGAGAAUAUCCCAUUAGCUGAGAGCUUUCAGCCAGGUCCGUCCACUAGCAUGUCCAUUGCUUGUUCUGUAAAUGAUGCAACGAUCACGUGUGUUAGUCCUCGUUGAAAGCCAGGCUAUUGUGUAAUAUAUAUAUUCUUUAAUUUCAUAAACGAGUAUUAGUAAUGAAACCUAGUGAAGUAACUUGGGUGAGAAUCCAUGCACCUGUUUUGUAACCUAGUGAAGUCAGGUAUCAAGACCGUCAUGAAGUUCAUCCACAGCCAAACAUCUAUCUUAUCAGUCAUUUACCAUUGCACUGAAACAGAAAAUCGAUCUCCCUUACAAAAUUCAAAUGUCUCCUUUGUAAAACAAGACAUUUGCUAUAAAAAGGGAAGCAAUUUCUCUCCCAAUAGAUCUGGUGGUUGUAAAACCCUGAAAGUAUACGUGUACAGAUUAAUAUAGUCGAGUCUUCUUAACGGAGAAGUCUCGGUGAAGCGUCCCUGCCCUAAUCGUCUUGGACUGGUCCAUGAGAUCCAACAAGAAAAUAUUUUUACUCUUUCUUAUGAUUUUUUUUGUCAAAACAAUUCUAGGAUUCACGUACUUGUUUGCUCUCUCGAAGUCAAAGAGAAGUUCCAGGUCUUAACUUAUUCUUGGUUUCUCCACACUCCUUUAGGCGUAAGGGAUCUUCAUGAAUUCAUAUAGUGCACAUGAAUUCUUAUAUUUUUAUGUUCUUUAUAAAACGCUGGAAUUGCGACUUUUACUUAAUCUCCUCUCACCGAUCACCCUUUGUUUCCUCACCUUUUCAAAUUAGACAUUCUUCGUGUACAUGUAUGGACUCUUAUACAAAAGUCAGUACUCUCUAUCUUAGCUUUUAACUACUCGGUUAGCUCUAACACUAAAGCCUUUAAUUUGGGCUUGCAAUGUUUUAUUUUUUUCUGCAAUUUAUAUACGAACUUGAGGAAAUUUUAUCAGGUCUUUGCAAGCGUGGGCCAGUUUCUUUCGACGACACAUAUAUAUACUAGGCUCGGUGUGUUAACUGAUCUAAACGAAUAUUGUUUUGCAAUUUCACUGAGCCUCAAAAUAUGUUUUUUUGUCAAAUCGCUAAAUUAUAUAUUUUUUUUGUAAAAACCGUAAAAUUAUAUGUUUUCAACCAAAAUCACUAAAUUAUAUAUUUUUUUGUCAAAACCGUAAAAUUAUGUGUUUUCAACCAAAAUCGCAAAAUCAUAUAUUUUUUUCUUAUAAAAACCUGUAAAAUUACUUUUCCUUCUAAAGCCAUAAAAUCAUAUUUUCUACUGGCAAAGUCAUAUUUUUCUGCAAAACCGCAAAAUAUAUUUUUCUCCGCUAAAAUAGCAAAAUUAAAUUUUCCCAUUGAAACCAUAGAAUAACUUUUUCUAGGCCAAAACAAUAAAAUCAUAUACUUUUCUUCCAAAAUUGUAAAAUCGCUUAUUCUCACAUCAAGAUGUAGAUGCAAGUUAAGAAAACAAACAAAGUUACAUCUAGAUGAAUGUACAACAAAUAUACAAAUGAACAACAUCCAAAUAGAGUAUAUCUAAAUAAGAUGUUGUUUCCAUCUAAAUGGAGCAGAUUCCAGUUGUACAAAAGAACUGCCUUUUACUUUUUCCCAUCAUUGUUUGUAUGUUCCCAAGUUCAUAUUAAAUUUUCAAUAGUUUCAAUAUUUAUUUUCUCGUUUUCUUUUUAAAAGUACUAGGAUAAAUCCGCCCUACGGGCGGAACAAUAGUUUAAAAAUAAUAUUGAAACAUCUUAUAUUUGAAUGAGCAUUUGUAAAUAUAAAUUUAUUUUAAUUAUAAAUAUAAUUUUCACUAUUUGUUAUUUUAUUUUUGGUAGAGAUCACAAAUGUUUUUUGAUUAUGAUGGUA